AUGGAAUACUCAUAUUUAAAUCAAAGUGUAUUCGAUACAAAUUAUUUACAAUCGAGUAUCGAUUCAAAUACAUUAAAUAAUAUACCAAUAUCAUAUGGUGAAUUAACAACACCAUCAUGUGGUCAAUUAUCACAAGUUGCAUAUAGAUAUUCCCAAUCUGUACAAGGUACAUCUGGUUUAACAACAAAAUCACCAUAUAAUCAUCAUCAUUUAGGGCAUUUAACAUCAAAUAAUACAACAAAUGAACAGCCAACAUCAUCAUCGACAUCAUCAUCGAUAGCAUCAUCAUCAUUAUUACCAGCAAUUAAUACAAAUCAUCAAAAUUUAACAAAUAAUCCAUCACAGUGCCUAACUGGACGUAAUGUAACAGCAGCAAAUGCUGCUGUUGCUGCUGCUGCUGCUGUUAAUCAACAUGUUCAUAGAUCACAAAUGUUUCAAGCAUCAUUAAAUUUACAAGGAUUGCCGUUCAAAAAUUAUGUUAAUCAUGAUUCAGUUUUAUCAGAGAAACGAAAACAACGUAGAAUACGUACAACAUUUACAUCGAUUCAAUUAAAAGAAUUAGAAAGGGCUUUUCAGGAAACACAUUAUCCAGAUAUUUACACUAGGGAAGAAAUAGCUAUGAAAAUAGAUUUAACUGAAGCAAGAGUUCAGGUUUGGUUUCAAAAUCGUCGAGCAAAAUUUCGUAAACAAGAACGUUUAAUACAACAAAAAAGUCAAAGCUCUAGUUCAACAUCAAAGGAUACAACACAAACGACAACAACUACAAGUAAUUCAAAAAAAGAAAUAAAAUCUUCACAAGAACCAUCCGAAUCAUCUAAAGAUUUAAAAAUUUCAAAUUGUUCAAAUUCUAAUUUAAAUAUUUCAGAAAAUCAAGACCAUCAAGAUAAAAUUACUGAAGAUAAAAAAUCACCUAGCAGAAAUAAUAAAUGGAUAAAUGCUUCAAAUUUAUUCCUGCAAUGUAAGCAAAGUAUUGGGUAUAACAAUCAUAUCACAGUAGGAACAUCACCUUUUUCAUCAUUAAUAACAACAACUUCUGGUGCCGGAUACCUAUACGAUUCACUGGGAUAUAAAUAA
This is a messenger RNA of Condylostylus longicornis, 1074 nucleotides long. RefSeq names its product paired mesoderm homeobox protein 2B-like. Bases 1 to 1074 code for a protein of 357 amino acids. Gene Ontology annotation, molecular function: DNA-binding transcription factor activity, RNA polymerase II-specific; RNA polymerase II transcription regulatory region sequence-specific DNA binding. Gene Ontology annotation, biological process: regulation of transcription by RNA polymerase II. The record is from RefSeq and is a predicted model, not a curated record. Lineage: Eukaryota; Metazoa; Arthropoda; Insecta; Diptera; Dolichopodidae. The transcript is spliced from 4 exons.